AUGUCGGAGGCAGAUGCCGGUCGGAUAGAGGAGUCACCAUCCAGAGAAGUGGGAGAACCGGUUGAUGCGAUGCCAGUCAACGACAGAAGAAGCUCUUCAGUAGAAGUAGUGAAUGGCGAUAUGCUGCUGCUACACUCAAUUUUUUAUCAAGGAAAAACUCUCAAAUUGGCGGGUACACACACUCACAUCUACAAUGUUGUCUUUCGAAUUCUUAAACACGUGUGCAAAAAAGUUGCUCAACUGACAGUUGCCUUUCCGGCAGGAUGGGAUAAUGAUAAGCCAGAUAGUGCAAAAGUCGCAAGCUUAUGUAAAAUUUAUAACAGAGUUGCCAAGCCAUUUGCCAGUGCUUGGAGCGGCUCGUACAACACUGAUACACUCGAUGAUUGGGGUGAACGUAACUGCACGCAGAAGGUUGCCAUAGACAUCACGACAUAUGCAUAUGAAUUAGCCGUUCCACGCCCAGCCGAUCUGAAUCACUACUACAAAAGCUUUACGUCGGAGACAUACGGAGAAACUAAUCUCGAACAGAUGGCCAGCAUCAUAGACGAAUUAAACAUUGGUCCACAGGACGUUUUGGUUGAUUUGGGAAGCGGUAUAGGUCAGCUGGUUUGCUUCACCGCUGCCUACGCGAAAUGUAGAAAAACCGUUGGAAUCGAGCUUUCUCAAACACCAGCAAAUUAUGCCAACGAUUUAGGAGACUAUUUCAAAAAACUUAUGAACCAUUUCGGUAAAACUUACGGACGAUUCGAGCAUUAUCAAGGAGACUUCUUGAAUCCAAAGUUUAAGAAAUUGAUAUGCGAAGAAGCUACAGUUAUAUUCAUCAACAACUUUGCAUUUUCGCCGGAACUGAUGUUCAGAAUUACAAAUGAACUACUUCAAGAUCUCAAGCACGGUACUAGGAUAGUGACAACGAAACCAUUCGGAGAUCACAAAAAGGAACUUACCGUCCGAUCAGUUGGAGAUAUCAAUGCGAUUAGUCACACUGUGGAGUUGAAGUCUCUGGAUUAUGGAGUGUCAUGGACUGCCAAGCAGGUCACAUUUUGGCUUACAACCAUGGACCAUACAAAGCUUAUAAGAUAUUACGAGGAAGAACGUCGGAAGAAGCUGGAACCCAGCGGCUCGCGUGAACGAUCUCAGGUAACGGAAAAGAGAAAACUAGAUCACAAAGAGAGAGAUAAUAGAGAUACUUCAAACUUGAACCGAGGUGGCUGA
Molecule: messenger RNA, 1212 nt
Organism: Caenorhabditis briggsae
Lineage: Eukaryota; Metazoa; Nematoda; Chromadorea; Rhabditida; Rhabditidae
Exons: 9
Coding region: 1-1212 (403 amino acids)
Biological process (GO): regulation of transcription regulatory region DNA binding; DNA damage checkpoint signaling; DNA repair
Cellular component (GO): nucleus
Molecular function (GO): histone H3K79 methyltransferase activity
Source: RefSeq, a predicted model, not a curated record